Acaulospora colombiana is the source of this 274-nucleotide messenger RNA. The record is from the annotation of a GenBank genome assembly. Lineage: Eukaryota; Fungi; Glomeromycota; Glomeromycetes; Diversisporales; Acaulosporaceae.
UUGGACAUUUAUGGGCAACCAAGUACUGACCAGCUCCAAGGUUGGUUGUUCGGCAGACUCCAUUGACUUGGCCUCAACCAUCACAAAACCGCUGUGUCGGACAACAAAUUCUUGGUUGAGAGCAAAAUAUGAAUACCGAAAUGUCUCGUCAAGCACUACCGAAAGAGGUGUUUUUGACUAUGGUAGUGGAUUCGAGCACCCCAGCUUGGGAGUAUUUGGCUACGAAAUUUAUUGCAAUGCUGAUCCCGCGAAUCCUAAACAGCUCCAAUGCUAA